AUGGACCGUCGCACGCUACUGGGACUCGGCCUUGCGACCCUCGCUGCGACGGGAGCCGCGGAGUUAGGAUUAGUCGACGCGGCCUUGGCUAAGACCGUAGAGCCUCCUAAGAAGCAGCCGAUGUGGUUCUUAGGCGACGCGGCAGGGGGUGUGGACGGAGAGGGGGGGUUAUUGGGUAAGAGCGGACCGGCAGUGAGUAAAUCGCGCGUGUAUGACGCUACAACGGUUGGCGAGCCGGCUCUUGUCGGGGAUAAGACGAAGGCGUGGGAGAGACUGCUGGCGGCGAAGGUGGUUUACCUUGGCGAAGCAGAGGUCGUUCGCGAUCCCACGGAUAAGGCCGUGGCGCUCGAAAUCCUUCGCAAGCUGCGCGACGACUCGUUCGCCGCGGGUCGCCCGGUCACGCUCGCGCUCUCCGCGUUCCCGCGCUCCAUGCAGCCGCUCCUGGACAAGUUUAUCGGAGGAAGGCUUCCCGAGGAUGAGCUCCAGGUGGCAGUCAACUACUGGCCAAAGGGCCGCUUCCAGGAGAUGUUACCACUCCUUCGCUACUGUCGCGAAGCAGGAGUUCGCCUGUUCGCGUGCGGUGUGCCCCCCAAGGUGCUUCGCACAGUGCAAGCUGGCGGCAUUCAAGCUCUCUCCCCGUCGGACCGCAAAAAGUACGCGCCGCCACUCGGAGGCGGCUCGGCCGUCUUCCUGCGGCCCGACAGCACCACUGCCGUCCCUUCGUACGGUGGCGGUAACACUUCCGCGUUUGGCGCCGCCGCGACCGGCGACGCGGCGGCAUUAGCAAGCGGCGGCAUCAGCAGCAUCAGCGGCGGCAACGGCGGGCUGCUGGGAAUCGAACCCAUCGCGAACGCUGCCGAGCCUCUUGUCUCCCGAACCUCUUCCUCCCGAGCCUCGUUCCCGUUCGGCCCGGGCCCGUACUGGUUCGCGCAGGCGCGCGUUGUGGAAGAUCAUGCCAUGGCGAGCGCGAUCUCGCAGGGGAUGUCAGAAGGCGGGAAAAUCGGGCUGCUCGUCGUUCUGACGGGCGCGUCGCACGUGCGAUUUGGGAUUAACGGUCGCGGCGUGCCGUCGCGCGUCGCGGAUUGGCUGCGCGCUUCGUCGGCGUCGCAGGCCGUCGUGCUGCUGAAUCCCGAGCGGCAGCGCGCGCGGCUCGAGUCGGACUUCCCCGAGGCGGAUUUCUUCUGGUACUCGGGCAGCUGGGCGUGCACGCGCAACUGCUUCGACCGCGCGGAAAUCGCGCGCGUGAUGGGCGCCGCGGGGCGCACUCCCGAGGCGCUCCCGCGCGACCUGCAAGUCGGCAUCGAGCGCGGAUUAAUCUCCCCCGACACGCUCCAGUCCUUUUUCGAGCUCGAGAACAACCCGCUCGUCGCGGAGGCGACGAAGCGGUUCCAGGGAUUGCGGGAGCGGUUCUACGCGGAUCCGAGAUUUCUGCAGCGCCUGUGCACGGAGGAGGCGAUUAGUAUCGCCACGUCACUUGCCGCCCAGUUCCAGAAGCGCGGGGAUCGAUUCUGGUCGGAGCUCGAAUACGUUUCCGCGGAUAUUCUCCGGGGAACGGUGGUGAACUUUUUUUCGGUGUGGCUGCCCGCGCCACGUCUCUCCUUCCGGGAUGCCGCGGGGCCGGCCGCGCAGGUAGCUGGGGCAGCUGGGGAAAACCUUUUGGGCGGGCUGACCUCGUGGAUUUCCACGCUGCCCCACAAUGCGUUCCAAAUGGCUGGGCCCGGGCAGAAUUUUGGUCUCGCGGAGCGAAUCGGAACGGUUGUGGUUGCGGGAACGAAAUUGUUUUCGGUCGGGUUUGUUUCGAGUGUGGCGACCCUGUCGCUGACGAAUUUCCUGGCGGACAUGAAAAACAAGCUGACCGCGAACAGCGUCGGGCAGGCGGCGGAUGGGCAAGGGGAAUCGGCGCGUGUAGCAGCGGAAACGGCAGCAGCAGGCGCUGCGGCGGGAGGGGCGCCGGCAGGUUCGGAAACAGUAGCAACGGCAGUAGGAGCCGCUGCGAAUGGCAGCGGAUCUACAGUGGCGAGAUCUCCCGUGUUCAAAACCGCACUGGUGUACGGCGCGUUCCUGUCCACGUCAGCGAAUCUGCGGUACCAGGCGAUUGCAGGGAUCGUGGAGCACUGGAUCGCGGACUAUUACCUGGCGUCCAAUCCCGUCGCAGGGACGGCAGUCUCGUUCCUCGCCCGCACCGCCAACUCCUACUGGGGCACCUCGCAAUGGGUGGAUCUCGCACGCUUCACAGGCCUGCAGCAAUCACCAAAGCCGGCAGCUGAUGCUACAACCGUGGCUGUAGCAGCUACAGCCGCCCUGCCUGCAGGAGCUGUAGCUGCUGGUAACACCGUAGCCGCUGCAAAUUCUGGUGAUCCAGUGGAAACAAAUGCAGCAGCAGCAGCAGCAGCAGCAGUAGGAGCAGUAGCAGUAGAUGUCACCCCCUCCACUGGUCUUUCUGCACCUUCCUUGGAGUUUUCUUCCCAAGGCUCCCAGCCUUCACUCAUCCCUGCUUUUGCUGGCGCCUCCGCCACUGCAGACGUCUCCUUUGCUGCUCCUAACGGAUCUGCCGCUAACGAGUACCCUUUUGCUGCUCAACAGCAGCAGCAGCAGCAGCAGCAGCAGCAGCAGCAACCGUGUCUGUCCCCUCCUGUCCCCUCCUCUCACCUCCUGUCCCCUCCGGUCCCCUCCUAUCCCCUCGGCUCCUCAUCGGCAGCAGAGGGUUGCAGAAGCAACCCGUGGUGCCACACUUUUCUUGAGGAGCAGGAGAACUGA
Molecule: messenger RNA, 2757 nt
Organism: Closterium sp. Naga37s-1
Lineage: Eukaryota; Viridiplantae; Streptophyta; Zygnematophyceae; Desmidiales; Closteriaceae
Source: the annotation of a GenBank genome assembly